GCGGAACAAAGACAGGAUGAAGAAGCUAUUUGUGCUUGUCCUCUGCCUCACCUUACUGACUUGCUUCUCAGGGGCCUCUCCGAUUCUGACGGAAAAGCAGGCCAAGCAGCUCCUGAGAUCCCGACGGCAGGACAGGCCAAGCAAACCCGGGUUCCCUGACGAGCCCAUGCGGGAGUACAUGCAUCAUCUGCUCCGCCUGGAGCACCGGGCCGAGGAGCAGUUCCUGGAGCACUGGCUGAACCCUCACUGCAAGCCCCACUGUGACAGGAACGUGGUCCAUCCCGUGUGAGGGGCUCGGGACCAGCCUCUGCAAGCAUUUUCACAAGCACCCACCUGGCUACUGUCGAAACAGGACGAGGCUCCUUCUUUCGUUUGUUUUUCAGUUGCGGAAAUGGAUGGGUUCAGACCUUGUGAGCUGUGGCCACAGCAGAGGUUGCUUUGGGGAUUGAUGGCAAAUAUAUACACGCUGCUUCAUUUUACUAACCUGUGUCAGUCACUAAAGCCAAUAGCUUAACGUAUAACGGGCGUCCCCCCCCCCGCCCCCACCAUGGUCUUCCUACAGGUUUGAUUGGGUGGGCAGAAGGGGGAGCUUCCCUGGGGCUGAUGAGCGGGCAGUUGGGGCAAGCUGCCCACCCUGACGACUCGAGGAAGUCUUGCACUGAGGAGUGAAGCUCACCAGGGGGUUGGUGGGGGGGACGGGCGCUGCGGAGCUGCUUGGUCAUCUACUGUCCGCCCCCCCCCCCGCCCCGUCUGCUUUAAUAAACG
Messenger RNA from Lynx canadensis (Canada lynx), 765 nucleotides. RefSeq names its product chromosome E1 C17orf67 homolog (gene CE1H17orf67). NCBI's taxonomy places the organism in Eukaryota, Metazoa, Chordata, Mammalia, Carnivora, Felidae. The transcript is spliced from 4 exons. Bases 17 to 289 code for a protein of 90 amino acids. The record is from RefSeq and is a predicted model, not a curated record.